Megalopta genalis is the source of this 1794-nucleotide messenger RNA. The record is from RefSeq and is a predicted model, not a curated record. Lineage: Eukaryota; Metazoa; Arthropoda; Insecta; Hymenoptera; Halictidae.
AUCGAGUUAUUCCGUGGCUGCACCGGGAAGCAUAAUCACGAAACGAUUCUCUGGAGGACGCUCGUGGAUUUUGUCAUUCGCUUGCCGAAACAGAGUCUCGACAGCAAUCGCGACAGUGGGAAUUGACCCUCGAAGGGUGCUGGCAAGUCGCUCGACCGCGAGAACUCCGGAGGUGGAGCUAGAAGAAAGGUGCGACUGGAAAUUAUAAAAGAGCGAUCGGCGGUCAAGAGGAGACAGUCUCCUUCAAGUGUUCACCUGCGCGACUACGAUUCGGGAAUUUCAGCUCCCCGGGACACCUUGGAACUUUGAGGAUCGAUCGAAAUGGGCGCGGUAGAGUGGGUAACCGAGGAGGACAGCUACGAGUGCAAGCUCUCGAAGGAGACGCAACAGAUCGCCAAGGAUGAGCUCCGAGAGGACAAGAACACUCGGGACCAGGCCCUCGAGCAGAUUCGUAAUUGGAUCAAAAUGAAUCCGCGAAUCGAGAACAGCCGUCUCGAUGGCCAAUUCUUAUUAAGGUUUCUGAGAUCCAAGAAGUUUAACGUACCGAUGGCUGAAGAGGCCAUCGAGAGAUACUUGCUGCUGCGACAGGUGUACCAUCCGGCUUUCAAUCAUUUGGACUCGACGGAGUCUACGAUGGAGGAACUUCUGACUUUGGGGUACCUGUUCGCCGCACCCGGACGCGACAAGAAAGGCCGCCGCGUUGUUAUCGCUAGACCAGGUGUGUUCGAUCCGCACAAGUACACGAACGCCGACAUGUGCAGAAUCCAUGCGAUCACCUACGAGACGCUGAUGGAGGACGAGGAGAGCCAAGUGCGCGGCUACGUUCAUUUCGCCGACGGAGCCGGCGUCAGUUUCCCUCAUCUGACGCUUUUCACGCCGAAGGAGGCCGUCCGCAUCGUUAAAAACGGCGAGCGUACCAUACCUAUGCGGCACAAGGAGGUCCACGCUAUCAAUACGCACCCUUCCGUGAAGUUUGCUCUCGACUUUGGGCUCACGUUGAUCUCCGACAAGAUCCGGAAGCGGGUGAAGAUCUACACCAGCCUGGAGGACGCUGUGAACCAGAAAAUGGACACCAGCCUGCUGCCGAAAGAAUACGGCGGCACCAUGCCCAUGAAGGAAAUGAUCGAUCUGUGGAGGAAAGAGUUGCUGGACAUGAGACCCACUCUGUUGAGCCACGACAAGAUGAGAGUGCGCCUGGAGCUGUAUUCCGAGAAGGCUCGCGAAGGCGCGGUCUCGGCCUUGAAGCAUGGUUUCGGAUGCUCCGACAUCGGAUCCAGCGAUUCAAACAUGUACGGCAUCACCGGCUCGUUCAGAAAGCUCGAGGUCGAUUGAUCACGAUCCUCGAAUCCUCGUCGUUAACGAAAGCAUUAUCGUUUUCAUCGUAUUUACUUUGUCUGAGGGAGGGGAGGGGGGGGGGGUGGAGAAGAGACAUAUAGUCGAUAUUUCUGUUGGUAGCAUAUUCGUAUCGCGGAUACGCCUAAAUAAAUCUACGAUCUCGGUCGGCGCGACCGCGCGCUCGACAAAUUGUUAAUUAUUAAUUGCCGCUUCUCCCGGAGCGAAACGUAGAGAUAAGGACUUAAGGACUUAACGCUUUUUUGUUGCCCGAGUCCCACGGAAUUAGCAGCCGUGAAACGGUCGUGGGGAAACUCGGGCAAGGUGUACUAGUGUUUCACGAGAAUAGAUCAGAGAACAAUGUAGGAUUAGAUUUAAUGUUGUAUCAUAAGUUGCACGAAAUUUGAUUGUGGCACCCGAUCGGUUGUAAAUAGGAAAUAAAUGCACAUUUUUCUACAUCAA